Messenger RNA from Nelumbo nucifera (sacred lotus), 1368 nucleotides. RefSeq lists its product as uncharacterized. Gene Ontology annotation, biological process: mRNA splicing, via spliceosome. The record is from RefSeq and is a predicted model, not a curated record. Lineage: Eukaryota; Viridiplantae; Streptophyta; Magnoliopsida; Proteales; Nelumbonaceae.
AAACCUUUCCCGUCGCUCUUUCUUCUUCGUCGUCGUCGACACAGAGCCUUUAAGCAAAUCCAGAAGAAAAGAAAAAUGCAAACCCUAACCCUAAACCCAACCCGCCAAAAGGGAUGCGUGUUGUUCCUUCUCAGGAAUCUCGUUCAGACCCUGUAAAUGUCUCUGAGAAACCGCGGGAAAACCUUUCAUAAAAUACAGAGUUAAGAAGAGAAAUCUCGGAGGUCUGAGUUGUCGGCGUUUGAUUGAGGGGGAAAAGGAGGGAUUGACGGGUUCCGUGAAUAUGAUGUUAAAAAUUGCAUGGGACGAAAGCCCUAGGCUUUCGGUUGAUAGGCCUGAAUGUGGUACGCGGUCGUUCUCGCGGCUCCACAGUGAUGACCUCCCUCUCCGGAGCUUUAAGUAUUACAAGCUCCCACAACAGACCCUUAGGCUCACCAUUCUCAAAUUGGAUGGUUCAUGCUUCGAUGUUCAAGUUGCUAAAAUGGGUUCCGUGGCGGAACUUAAGCAGGCAGUGGAGGAUGUCUUCAGUACGUCGAUCAAGGAGGGAGAAGACAACAUAUCUUGGUCACAUGUCUGGAGCCAUUUCUGCCUGUGCUUUAAAGAUCAGAAGCUAAUUAAUGACAAAGCACGUCUCCGAAAUUUUGGGAUCAAGGAUGGGGAUCAGCUUUGUUUUUUUAGGCAACUUUCUUUUAGCUUUGAGUCAGAGAAGAGACGAUCUAAACAUCGUAAAGGGAACCGAAUGUUGUCAUCAGGGUCGGAUACUGUUGAGGAUACUGUACAGCUUGCUGAAGAUGAUGAUAGUCAUGAUAAUAACAGUUGUGGCGAUAAAGAUGACAAAGAUAAAGAUAAAGAUAAGAAUGAAAAUUACCAUCAACCUGAAGAUGAUGAGAGAGAACUCAUCAAACAUUCAGAAUUCAAUUUAUCUCAGUUUUUGAGAGGAUGUAUUCCAUAUUCAAGAAUGUGGCUUCAGAUGAGAACACGGAUACAAGGGAAAACUCGCCCUUCACGGUUUGCAUUGGAUGUGUAAGUUUUUCUAUGAAAGGCAACAUAGCCUUGAAGGUACCCCAUCACUGGAGGAAGACAAUGGAAAGGGAAUGGUUUUCGGCACCUAACAUGCAUGUAGGUAAUCCAUAGAACAUAAAUAACAAAGACUUCCAAAGCCAGCUCUAUGGUCUAAAUUGAGAUGUUCUUGGGUUGACUCCCAUGUUUUCAACUACAAAGGUUCUGAUGCGCAAAUGAUCUGGAAAUGCAUCAAGCUUAAUUGAUUGUAAACGAGUUUUGCUAUGUCCAUUUUAUUGAAGAUCUACUUUUUUGCUGAACCUUAUCUUUUACAGUUUUGCUGCAAUUGAAAGAGAGAACAGAAGAAACUUG